Molecule: messenger RNA, 666 nt
Organism: Eutrema salsugineum
Lineage: Eukaryota; Viridiplantae; Streptophyta; Magnoliopsida; Brassicales; Brassicaceae
Exons: 1
Coding region: 1-666 (221 amino acids)
Source: RefSeq, a predicted model, not a curated record
AUGAACAAACCAUUGUUCAUGCGGAUUGUGGAUCGCCUUUCUGAAGAAGUUCCGUAUUUUCAACAAAGACGAAAUGCUGCCGGACGGUUAGGUCUCUCUGCUCUCCAGAAGUGCACGGCAGCGAUUCGUAUGAUGGCUUAUGGCUGUGCAGCAGUCGCGGUUGACGAAUAUCUCCGUUUAGGUGAAUCUACAGCCAUUUUAUGUCUUGAAAAUUUCACUCAUGGAAUCAUACAAUUAUUUGGCGAUGAGUACCUACGGAGACCCACACAAGAAGAUCUCCAACGAUUACUGGAUGAAGGAGAGUCACGCGGUUUUCCCGGAAUGAUAGGGAGCAUUGAUUGCAUGCAUUGGGAAUGGAAGAAUUGCCUAACCGCUUGGAAAGGACAAUAUACCCGCGGAUCUGGAAAACCGACUAUCGUCUUAGAGGCGGUUGCAUCACACGAUCUCUGGAUAUGGCACGCAUUUUUUGGUCCCCCAGGUACUUUAAACGAUAUUAACGUUCUUGACCGUUCACCAGUUUUUGAUGACAUAUUACAUGGUCGAGCUCCAAAAGUAAGGUAUUCUGUCAAUGGACACCAGUACAAGUUGCCUUAUUACCUCACUGACGGGAUCUAUCAUACAAUCCAUUCGUCUUCCACAAGAACCGAAACAUCGGAUGUUUGCUAA